UAUUAUUAUGGUUUUUUAUCUGUAUUUUUUAAUUAUGCAUGUGUUCAAUUAUUGAGUUGCUGGUGAUUGGUUUUGCGUUGUUUUUUAUUAUUGUUAUUUGUUAUCUUCUGUCUCUCUGGACUUAGUUUUGUUGGAUUUAACGAGGGAUUUGUAUGUAUAUAGAAUAGGAUAUACGGUUUUGAUAUGAUGCGACGUUUAGCUGAAAUGAUUCUUUUUUUUAUUGGCAUCUCUGGGUUUGAAGAGAGUACAGUCAUUUAAUUCAACCCAAGCGCCUUUAAAAGCACAAACUCCUCUCCAAGAACAUCCCCGUCCUCCCUGCACAACACAUUACACCCGACAAGGCCCGCUAAUAUAGAAAAAACAUAAAUACACCAUUUAUGCAAAACCGCAAGACGAAUAAUUUGCGAGCGUAGUAAGUUAACUGAAGUCAAGAGCGCGAGGAUCCGGACAUCGCGAGUGUUUGGUGCCGGGACGCCGAGCUGUGACUCAAAAGACCUGAGAAAUACCCUGUUUUCCGCCGGAAUGACGCCCGAGAAGCGACCUGCCGAGGAGGAGGAGGAGCAGGAGCAAGCCAAGAAGCUGAAGGAGGACGAGGACGCCACGGCCUCGUCCUUGAAGGAGAGUGUGGAGGACGACACGAGCCAAGAUAGCGUGGCGUCGGACUCAGCCUCGGCCUCAGACCCCGAGAAAAAGAGACUAUCCCUACCGGAGGAACGUGGUACUCUUGUGUAUUUUGGCUGUGCACAAUGGGAGUUCAUUGGCAGGCGCAACCUCAAGAGCAUUCCAUCAAUGAUCCACUAUGUGCCACGGCGUAUUGCAUCCCUAAAGGGCAUUCGUGUGGCUUUUGUGACAUCACACUGCUCGGCCGCUCACUCGAUCAUCUUGACAGAAGAAGGCAAAGUCAUGGCGCUUGGCCGCAACGAGAAGGGCCAACUGGGUGUGGGUGACACAGAGAACAGAUCAGGUGUUGUGGCUAUGGACACAAUGUCAGAGUUCACAGUAGUGUCGGCUGCAGUCGGUCGCAACCACACACUCCUCCUUACUGACCGUGGUAGUGUGUUUGCCUGCGGAGAUAAUAAAUCAGGCCAAUGUGGCACAGGCACCACCACAGCUGUUAUACACACUCCCUGCAGGAUUGACUUUAAGGAGUCCAAGGUCCAGAAGGUUGCUUGCGGUGCAGAAUUCAGCAUGAUUGUUGACAGGAAAGGCUACUUGUAUUCCUUUGGGUUACCCGAGUAUGGGCAGUUGGGGCACAACACUGACGGUAAAUUCUUUAUUACCAGCAACAAGUUAUCUUACCAACAUGAGCGAUCACCCAGAAGAGUUCCCAUCUUUGUGGAACGCAGCAAAGACGGGCAUCCCACUCCCGUCACUGAUGUCCAGAUUGUGGACAUUGCAUGUGGAAGCAACCACACUGUUGCCCUUGAUGCCAAGAAAAGAGCCUUCUCAUGGGGCUUUGGAGGCUAUGGUCGGCUGGGCCAUGCUGAGCCCAAGGACGAGUAUAUCCCCAGGCUGAUCAAGUUCUUCGAUGGUCACAAUCGUGGGGUUGAGAAGGUCUAUUGUGGUUCCACUUUCACCAUAGCUGUCAGUGUAAUGGGCAUCUUCCUCUGGGGUCAAACCAAGCGCACUGGGGAGGCCAAUAUGUACCCAAAGCCCCUGCAAGACCUCUGCGGUUGGGAUGUGCGCUCUGUUGGCUGCUCCAUCACCUCCAUUGUGGUUGCUGCUGAUGAGAGUGUCAUAGCUUGGGGCCCGUCACCUACCUAUGGAGAGCUGGGUCUUGGUGAGAAUGUGAAGUCAAGCACGCAGCCCAAGGAGGUGAAAGCCCUGGAGGGGGCCCACGUGAGUCAGGUGUCAUGCGGGAUGGGCCACACCAUUAUGGUGGUGCGGGACGAGACUGAUAAGGACAAGGAAAUCUUGGAGAAGUUGAAAGAGAUUCCCCUCUAAGGAGGAAUUGCUUUUGGUAUUUUUUUUAUUAUUAUUAUUAUCUUUUGUUUUAUAUUUUUUUCUUUCUCUUUUUGAACAAUUAGAAAGACACUCCAGAAGGACCACUGUUGCAAACAUGUAUAUACGUACAAGUACGCAUAUAUAUCUAUAUAUCAGCCAGGUAUCAACCUAUUUUGUAUUUUGUUUCUUCUGAAAAAUAUGUAGCAAGUAUUACAAAGAAAAAAUAAUAAUUAAAGAAAGACAACAGUGUAAAACACAGUUGUUGGUACAAACAUAAAAGGAGAGGCAACAUGGCAGUUUUGUAAAUGAGGAAGGUAACGAGUUGGCUAAGGGAGAGUGGCGAGAACUGGCCUCAACUUGUGAUGCCAUUGACUUGACCAUUGACCUAGGAGUCCAUCUCUCCCUGGGUGCGGCUCUGAGUCGUUUCAGAACAGUCCCCUGAGUAGUUUUGGGUAGCUACCCCUUCUACCUCAUGCUAGGCUGAGGUUUUUACAGUAGAGUUAGGUUGCAUUCUGUCAUUUACAUCUAUAUAUACAUAUAUUGAUAAGGAAGACAGUACCUUGCUAUUCCACAGGUGGCUGAUGGAUUUUAUUGUUUUCCAUUUACUUGCAUUGUAUGUUUUUUCAUAUCCUUUUUUUAAUUUUGUCUUGAGCAGGAUCUCUUAUUUAUUGAUUAGUAGCU
This is a messenger RNA of Penaeus vannamei (Pacific white shrimp), 2625 nucleotides long. RefSeq names its product protein RCC2. Gene Ontology annotation, cellular component: membrane. NCBI's taxonomy places the organism in Eukaryota, Metazoa, Arthropoda, Malacostraca, Decapoda, Penaeidae. Gene Ontology annotation, molecular function: small GTPase binding. Gene Ontology annotation, biological process: negative regulation of GTPase activity. The record is from RefSeq and is a predicted model, not a curated record.